CCGCCACCGCCGCUCCUCCGGCCCCUCCUCUUCCGCAUAGAAUCCAGGCGGGCAGUUCGCCUCGAGCGUCUCGGGUCCACCCCCCUCCCCCUCCCGCGGGUCGCCACUGAGCAGGCGGGACCUUCCAUCUCGCCCCCAAGGAGCCGCGCCCCCUUGGCCCUCCCCCCCUCGGCAUCAUGAAGUACCAGUAUGACGAGUCGGGCACGGCCUUCCUCGUGUUUGCCUGCACGAUGACCGGCCUCUUCAUCGUGCCCAUUACGAUCAUCCGCAUUCGGAAGUUCAUCCGCCUCAACUGGCCCGGCAAGCUCGACGAAGCCGGCAUGCAGAAGCUCGAGGCCGAGCGCAAUCGCGUCAACACCACCUUCGACCAUGUCCUCAAUUUCCUCUACUUCUUCUUCUUGACCAUCUUCAUCAUCAUGUGCAUCCGCAUCAAGCGCCUGGACAUCGCCGAGACCCACGGCGGGUUUGACCCCUUCGCCAUCCUCGGUGUCACUCCGGAGUCCACUAUCAGUGAGAUUAAGAAGGCCAACCGCCAGCUCACCCUCAUCUGGCAUCCCGAUAAGUACAACGGCACCGACCCCGAGGCUGCCAACGAGACCUUCAUGCAGAUUAGCAAGGCCUACAAGAUUCUGUCGGACCCGAAGGCCCGCGAGGAGUUCGAGCUUCAUGGUGAUACUGAGAACCGCGAUGCCUUUGCCGGCAUUGCCCUUCCCCAGUGGAUGUCGCAGUCGUAUGUCCUGCUGGGUGUCUACAUGCUGGCCCUGAUGGGCAUCUGCUACCUGGUGUCGCGCGCGUGGAAGAGCUUCUCCAAGACCCGCAAGGAGAAGCCCGAGGCCACUUUCAACAGUCCCGGUGACAUUGGCCGCUUCUUUGUCAGCUACUACUGGAGCGAGAUCGUGUGCCCCUCCCUGCGCAAGGGCGCCAUGUUCCCUCUGAACCAUCUUGCUGCCUUCGACAUCCUCACCAAGUCCCCGGCCUUCACCACCUCGCUGGAGAGCCUGCCUACCGAUGACGCGUUCCUCUCCAUCAUGGAGAAGCAUGUGAAGAACUACCCGAUCCCGGAGAAGACCCUGGUCCCGAAGCUGCGCAAGUCCUCCUUCCUGCUGUAUGCCCAGCUCACUCGUUCGGAUCUCCCCCCUGAGUAUGAGAAGGAGCGCUCCAUCGUGGCCCGCACGGUCCUCCGUCAGAUCCCGCUGAUCGCGUCGUUUGUCUCGUUCGAGCGCGACUUCGAUGCGCAGAUCCGCAAGUUCCUGUCCGAGAACCCCCUGCCCAAGGACCGGCAGGUGUUCACCACCGACUCCGGGCAGAAGGUCAUCCUGACGGAGAAGGACUUCCCCCUGAUCCCGCUGUACCUGCUGGCGUCGUAUGCCGUGGAGGUGGGCCAGAUGGUGGCGCAGUCGCUGUACUUCCCGCCGUCGCUCUUUGCGCCGUCGUCCUUCCUGCAGCUGCCGCAUUUCACGCCGCGCAUGCUGGAUAAGGUCCUGCAGAAGCUGACCUCCAUGAGUGCUGGCGGCCAGCUGCAGGUGAACAAUGUCACCAUUCGCCAGCUGCUGAUGACCCCUCCGCGCGAGCUGGAGCCCUUCCUCAAGUCCUUCUUCAGUGAGGAGGAGAUCGCUGACAUCCACGCCGCCGCGGCCAAGAUCCCCUGGCUCCAGCGUCACCGUCUCUUUGUGAACAAGGACGCCGUGUAUGGCGGCGACUCUGUCAUGCUGUACGUCCAGUUCAAGGUUGUCCAUGGCUUCGCCACCCAGGAGAUGAUCGACACCGAGAACCGCAUCGCCGAGAAGCGCCGCGACAACUUCCGCCUUGGGCGCCUGCCCACCUCCGACGAGCAGGGCCGCGGCUUCGCCGACCAUGCCCUCAUUAAGACCCUCGAGGACCUGCUGCGCAAGCCCAACCGCAAGCCCGGCCCGGGUCCCUCGCCGUAUGACAACAUGCCGAACAAUGAGAUCCGCGCCAAGCUGAACUCGCUGCAGCGUGAGGACGACCCGGUGCCGGCCGACCGGCCGGCCCCCUUCAUCGCCAACCCCCUGGACCAGUCGGCCCCGAGCGAGACCAUUGUCGUGCAGAACACUCGCCUGCCGGCCGAGGUCCUGCCGGCCAAUGUUCCCGCCGAUGAGCUUGGCCGCAAGCUGCUGGAGGCCGGCGAGGCCACCGCCUUCUGGCAUGUGUUCCUCCUCUACCCGAACAUGACGGCCAUGAACUACCAGAUGCUCGGCCGCUGCUACAUCGACGAGGAUGGCAACAAGAUCCUCCAGUAUCAGCUGACCCUGCAGAUGCCGGAUCCCCGCGACGACAGUGUUUCCUACACCCGCCUGCGUCUGAACGCUCUGUCCAGCAUCUUCCUUGGCACCGACAUCGGGGAGUUCUUCUGCAUCCCGGUCCUUCCUCGUUCGCGCAAGCCCCAGGCCGAGAUCGAGGAGGAGCACCGCGCCCAGAUGGAGGCCGAGGAGGCCCAUCAGGGCUGCAACCACAACCACGGCGACCACGGCCACAGCCAUGGCGGUGAUGACCAUGGUCACAGCCACAGCCACGGCGGCCACGGUCACAGCCAUGGCGGCCACGGUCACAGCCACGGUGACCACUCUGAUUCGGAUUAAGGGCGAGAGGGGCGAGUGGUGACGAUGCGUACGUGUUUCUGUGUGCUUGCUCGCAGCACCGGGAGGAGGGGGG
Fonticula alba is the source of this 2673-nucleotide messenger RNA. RefSeq lists its product as hypothetical. Gene Ontology annotation, molecular function: transmembrane protein transporter activity; RNA binding. Gene Ontology annotation, biological process: SRP-dependent cotranslational protein targeting to membrane; post-translational protein targeting to endoplasmic reticulum membrane. The coding region runs from base 177 to 2600 and encodes 807 amino acids. The record is from RefSeq and is a predicted model, not a curated record. Lineage: Eukaryota; Rotosphaerida; Fonticulaceae. Gene Ontology annotation, cellular component: Sec62/Sec63 complex. The transcript is spliced from 13 exons.